This is a messenger RNA of Knipowitschia caucasica, 2565 nucleotides long. NCBI's taxonomy places the organism in Eukaryota, Metazoa, Chordata, Actinopteri, Gobiiformes, Gobiidae. The record is from the annotation of a GenBank genome assembly.
AUGGCAGUGGAAGAGGAAGGACUCCGGGUAUUUCAGAGCGUUAAAAUAAAGAUAGGUGAGGCAAAAAACAUCCCUCCAUACCCUGGGCCCAACAAGAUGAGGGACUGUUACUGCACCGUCAACCUGGACCAAGAAGAGGUCUUCAGGACCAAGAUUGUCGAGAAGUCACUUUGUCCGUUUUAUGGAGAGGACUUUUAUUGUGAGAUCCCACGCAGCUUUAGACAUCUCUCCUUCUACAUAUUUGACAGGGAUGUCUUCAGGAGGGACUCCAGCAUUGGUAAAGUUGCAGUGAAGAAAGAGGAUCUGCAGAAGUACCAUGGGAAAGACACCUGGUUCCCGCUUCAGCCUGUCAGCGCCGACUCCGAAGUUCAGGGUAAAGUGCACCUGGAGCUGCGUCUGAGUGAGGUCAUCACAGACAGUGGAGUCAUCAACCACAAACUGGCCACACGAGUCCUGGAGUGCCAAGGGCUUCCCAUCGUCAACGGCCAGUGUGACCCCUACGCUGCGGUGUCACUGCUAGGACCCUCCAGGUCAGAGGCCAAAAAGACCAAAGUGAAAAGAAAAAACAACAACCCACAAUUUGAUGAGGUUUUUUACUUUGAGGUUACGCGGCCGUUAAGCCACACUAAGCGGCAUUUUGAUGUAGAAGAAGAGGAUGUAGAUAAAUUAGCAAUAAGGGUGGAUCUGUGGAACGCCAGUAACCUGAAGUUUGGAGAUGAGUUUUUGGGAGGUGUUCGUGUUCCCCUCAGGGUCUUGGGACAAGCAGGAGUCCAUGAUGCAUGGUACUUCCUGCUGCCUCGAGAAAACGGGGGGAAGACGGUGAAAGUGGAGGAGCUGGGAUCUCUGCGUUUGAACAUUGUUUACACUGAAGACCACGUAUUUCCCUCAGAGCACUACACUCCGCUCAGAGACCUGCUGCUGCACUCGGCCAAUGUGGAGCCUGUGUCUUCGUCCACUGCUCAUACCUUGGGGGAGGUUUGUCGAGAGAAGCAGGAAGCUGCGAUUCCUUUAGUGCGACUUUUUCUUCACUACGGAAAGAUCGUGCCUUUCAUCAGCGCCAUCGCCCACGCUGAAGUCAACAGAACACAGGAUCCUAACACAAUUUUCCGAGGAAAUUCUCUGACAUCGAAGUGCAUUGAUGAAACCAUGAAGCUUGCAGGAAUGCACUAUCUCCAGGUUACGCUUAAACCGAUCAUAGAUGAGAUCUGUUCAGAACAUAAACCUUGUGAAAUCGACCCGGUCAAGCUGAAGGAGUCUGAGAAUCUGGACACAAACAGGGAAAACCUUCGCCAGUACGUGGACAGAAUCUUCAAUGUGAUCACCACUUCAGGCGUGCGCUGCCCCACAGUCAUGUGCGACAUCUUCUUUUCUCUGAGGGAGUCAGCUGCCACGCGUUUUCAAGUGGAUCAAGAUGUGCGAUACACAGCAGUUAGCAGUUUCAUCUUCCUCCGUUUCUUUGCACCAGCCAUUCUCUCCCCAAAUCUGUUCCAGCUACGACCACACCAUCCAGACCCGGCCACAUCCCGAACACUCACUCUGAUCUCCAAAACCAUCCAAACUCUUGGAAGUCUCGCCAAAUCCAAAUCAGCCAAUUUCAAAGAGUCCUACAUGGCAGCGUUUUACGACUACUUUAAUGAGCAGAAAUAUGCAGACGCUGUGAAAAAUUUUUUAGAUCUGAUCUCGACAUCAGGAAAAUGGGACCAGAAAAGUAUUGAAACACCCAUCAUGCUAAAAGAGGGGAGUGUAAAACUCACAAUAAAGAGGGUUGAUGGGAAAGGGUCAAAACACAGCAGUAAGGGCAGAUUUAUGAUAAAGCGAGCCCAGGGUAGAAAUCGUUUUGGAAUGAAGAACUUCAAGAAGAGAUGGUUUCGCCUCACUAACCACGAGUUCACCUACCACAAAACCAAAGGAGAGGGCGCUCUUUGCAGCAUUCCCAUAGAGAACAUCCUGGCAGUGGAGCGCCUGGAGGAGGAGUCUUUCAAAAUGAAAAAUAUGUUCCAGGUCAUUCAGCCAGAGAGGGCGCUGUACAUUCAAGCCAAUAACUGCGUGGAGGCCCGAGACUGGAUAGAUAUUCUGACCAAAGUGAGCCAGUGUAACCGCAAACGCCUCAGCACGUACCACCCCUCAGCUUACCUCAACGGACACUGGCUUUGCUGCAAGCUGUCUGCAGACACUGCUCCCGGCUGCACGCCCUGCACCGGGGGUCUUCCAGCAAAUAUACAACUAGAUGUUGAUGGAGAUCGAGAAACGGAGAGGAUUUACUCCCUGUUCAGUACAUACAUGACCAAACUUAUCAAGAUGCAAGAGGCGUGUGGCAGUAAGUCAGUGUACGACGGCCCGGAGCAGGAGGAAUACUCAAGUUUUGUGAUUGACGAUCCACAGGAAACGUACAAAACCCUGAAGCUCAUAGUGUCUGCAGUGCAGACACUGGAGCAGCAGCACACCAAGUACAAACGGGACAAGUUCAAGAAGACCAAGAUCGGCAGUCAGGAGCAUCCUAUCGGAGACAAGAGCUUCCAGUGCUACAUCCGGCAGCAGUCCGAGAGCUCCACAUACUCCAUUUAA